This is a messenger RNA of Staurois parvus, 344 nucleotides long. The record is from the annotation of a GenBank genome assembly. NCBI's taxonomy places the organism in Eukaryota, Metazoa, Chordata, Amphibia, Anura, Ranidae.
AUGUCGCUUGGUCAUAGGAGAACCGGUAAUCGGCUUUCCGCGGAGGGGGACAUGUACACUGAUCAUCAGGGCACUGAUGAUCAGUGUGCCCUGAUGAUCACUGUAGCCCCAGCAGCGCCACCUGUCAGUGUCCAUCAGUGCCUUGUGUCAGUGCUCAUCAGUGCCUCGUGCCAGUGCCCAUCAGUGCCACAUCAAUGCCACAUAUCAAUGCCUACCAGUGCUCAUCAAUGCCACAUAUCAGUGCCCAUCUGAGCUGCCUUUCAGUGCCACCUAUCAGUGCUGCCAAUCAGUGCUACCUAUCAGUGCCAUGUAUCAGUGCUGCCUAUCAGUGCCACCUAUCAGUG